AUCCUUAAUAUUAAAUUGUAGUUGUUACAAACUCAGAAAGUUGCAACAAUAUUGUAAUAUUGCAUAUUAUAGUGCAAUAUUGUAGAAGCAUUGUAAACACAUAUAUUUAUAAUAUAAUUGCAACAAUGUACAGUAAUAUUUCAUAAACAUUGCAAAAAUAACAUAACAUUUUUUAACUUGAUUACUAGUUAUUUUAAUUACUAGUACUUUAAAGUAAUUCAGUAAUAUUUUACAUCAUUGUUUAUCUAAUGCCAGUCUAAGGCCAAGUUCUACAACAUCCGUUUAAUUUUAACUACCGGUUAAGUCCAAAUAGUGAUUGGUUAAUUCUGAUUAACUCUUCUUAAUGUCAAGUGCGAUUGGUCAAGUCCAGUGGAAUAACCAACUAGCUAAGUUAAUUGGAGGUUGUGGAACUAAGUCUAAAUGGCAGUCUUAAUAUUUGAAUUUCUUUAUAAUAUUCUUUGUAACAUUGAUAAUUAUUGUGAGAAUAUCUUUUGAUAAUUUAGUUAUGACGUGAUAAGUAAAAGAAAUAUGUUACUUUGAGACAUUAGAUUAUAGUAAUAUGUUAAAUGGUUUUUUCUAAAUAGUUAUAUAACAGUUACUAUUACCUUAAUUUAAAAUAAACAUUUACUUAGAGAGAGAGAGACUGUGAUCUUCAUUGCCAGCACUUAAAAUUUAUAAUAUACAUAACAUGAACUACAGAUUCAUUCAUUAUUGAAUAAUUAUUAUUGAAUUGUUUCUAAUAUUUACAAGAAGUAUCGAAAGUGCAGUAAGGAAAUUAACAAAGGAAAUGAAGAAAUAUAUAACAGCUUUGAUAAAUUUGGAUAAAGCAGAUCAAAGAUUAAGUAUAAAUCUAACUAGUUGUGGAUUGGCAUAUAAUGAUGGUGAAUACAGAAGAAUAGUGGAAGAAUAUUUUUCUGUCGCUGCGCAAGUUGGCAGAAACAUUCAAGAAAUGACUAGUCUAUGUCAUAAAACAUUUAUAGAUCCUCUGAAGAAAUUAAGGAACGAAUUCGUCACUAUUGCUGCAGCAAUAACAAAACGUGAGGAUCUAGUAACUUCAUGGAAAUACUCGUAUAAUCGUGUAAAGAAAUUGCAAGAGAAGAAAGAUAGAACUGCCAAUCAUAUUGCAAAGUUAGAAAGAGAACGAAGAGUAGAAAAAGCAGCCGCUAAAGAUUUGAAAACUAUACACACACAAUUACUUAUGGAGUUACCAGUAUUCCUCGAGAAAAGACUUGAAUAUAUUAAUCCUUGCAUUCAUGCAGUGAUUAUAAUACAAUUAAACUAUUAUGGAUGUGCGACACAGCUAUAUACACAGUUAAUGCCUAUGCAGUACUCUGAAUUAAUUUCAAGUGUAACAUUAUCUGAAGAGGAAUAUCAGCGAGUUGUAAAAAGUGAAUUAAAUAGAUUAAAAGCACUAACAAUAGUAAAGGAUUUUUAAACAGAAAAAAAUAUUACAUUUAUUUAGUAUUUAAAAUAAUCUUACAAAAAAUAUAUCAUAUACUUGAAAAAAAUUUGUUUAUUCAUUAAAUAUAUAUAUGCGUGCACAUAGAAUGGACUAUUUUAAUGCAUUAUCUUCAAUUUAAUUAAUUAUUAGUUUAGAAAAAAAUAUUUUUAUAAAAUAUAUUUGUCUUCAAGGGUGAAAUGAGAUUAUGACUUUAUUUAAAUUUUUUAGGUUACUCCUUUAAGGUCAUAUUAAGGGAUUAUACCUACCUGCAAGAUUAAAAAAAACUCGCUUUUUUGGGAUUUUUUUUAUUAAAUAAAAAAUCUAUUUCUGCUUUUUAUUGGAUAAAAUAUAUUUUGAACAAUAUCUACGAUUUUUUUCAGUAAAAAAUAUUAAUGACUUGCUAUAAUUUCAGCCAUCAUCCGGAAGUCUGCAUUUUAUAUGUUUUACGGUGAGCAGCACCAAACCGAGAUUUUUCAUCUAAAAUAAAAAAUCUAAAGAAUCUGUUAUAGUACAUUCUACAAUUCAGUCCUUGACCAAUGGAUUUUUUUUAAAUCAACCAGAAAUAAAUGGCGGCUGUUAGAAAAAUGCGAUAUCGAAUUUUCACUAAAAAUAGUCGUAGUUUUUUAAUUGUAAAAAAUAAUGCAUCGGAGAAAAAAAUCAUGAUCAAGGACUAAAUUAUAUUGUGGGCUAUAUUUGUGCAAAAGUUGAGUGGUUGAACGGUUCUUGAGAUAUUUUGCUCACCGACUUGAAAAACAUAGUUUUGAGAAAAACGUGUUUAAAGUAUCAAGUUAUAUUUACACUUGAAUGAAAUGAAAAUUUUUUGAACUUA
Molecule: messenger RNA, 2270 nt
Organism: Odontomachus brunneus
Lineage: Eukaryota; Metazoa; Arthropoda; Insecta; Hymenoptera; Formicidae
Exons: 3
Coding region: 788-1435 (215 amino acids)
Biological process (GO): actin cortical patch localization; plasma membrane tubulation; endocytosis
Cellular component (GO): actin cortical patch; cytoplasm
Molecular function (GO): lipid binding; protein binding
Source: RefSeq, a predicted model, not a curated record